Molecule: messenger RNA, 2093 nt
Organism: Agrilus planipennis (emerald ash borer)
Lineage: Eukaryota; Metazoa; Arthropoda; Insecta; Coleoptera; Buprestidae
Product: putative serine protease K12H4.7
Exons: 12
Coding region: 93-1943 (616 amino acids)
Biological process (GO): proteolysis
Molecular function (GO): serine-type exopeptidase activity; dipeptidyl-peptidase activity
Source: RefSeq, a predicted model, not a curated record
GUUGCGCUGUUAUUUAGUUUUUGAAACGAGUUCCACUGUUUAGUGGAAAACAGAAAAGUAUACUAAUAAUAGUAAGUGUAAAAGUGUUGCUAAUGAAAAUGUGGGAACUUUUUGGUACACUGACACUUCUAUUGACUUCAGAAACGUUUUUAGUUGAGGGAAAAUUAUCACUUUUCCGUCAUCGACUACCACCGGCCGAAGAACCAGAAAUUAGAGCAUCAAUCGAAUGGGGAACUGUUACUCAAAGAGUUGACCAUUUCAAUGUAGCAGACAAUAGAACAUGGCAAAUGAGAUAUAUACAAAAUAACGAGUUUUAUGAAGAAGGGCGCCCCAUGUUCGUGUUUAUAGGGGGCGAAUGGAAUAUAACAGCAGGAUGGAUUACAUCAGGACUGUUUGUUGAUAUAGCCCGAUUACACAAUGCCAUUUUAUUCCACACAGAGCAUAGAUUUUAUGGUAACAGUUAUCCAAUAGGCGACUUAACGGUCGACAGUUUAAAAUACUUAUCUGCUGAUCAAGCUCUAGCAGACCUUGUGUAUUUCAUUGAGUAUCAAAAGCAAAACACACCAGGACUUCGAAACAGUACAGUGAUCGUUGAGGGUUCAUCAUACGCAGGGGCUUUAGCAACUUGGGCAAGAAUAAAAUAUCCUCAUAUAGUAGAUAUUGCUUAUUCCUCCAGUGGUCCUUUAUAUGCUAAAGCAGAUUUUACAGAUAACGAGUUUUAUGAAGAAGGGCGCCCCAUGUUCGUGUUUAUAGGGGGCGAAUGGAAUAUAACAGCAGGAUGGAUUACAUCAGGACUGUUUGUUGAUAUAGCCCGAUUACACAAUGCCAUUUUAUUCCACACAGAGCAUAGAUUUUAUGGUAACAGUUAUCCAAUAGGUGACUUAACGACCGACAGUUUAAAAUACUUGUCUGUUGAUCAAGCUCUAGCAGACCUUGCGUAUUUCAUUGACUAUCAAAAGAAAAACAUACCAGGACUUCGAAACAGUACAGUGGUAGUUCAGGGUUCAUCGUACGCAGGGGCUUUAGCUACUUGGGCAAGAAUAAAAUAUCCUCAUUUAAUAGACAUUGCUUAUUCUUCUAGUGGUACUAUAUAUGCCAAAGCUGAUUUCCCAGAAUAUUAUGAAGUUGUGGAAGAAAAUUUACGCCUUGCCUCCCCCACUUGUCCAAAACUAAUCAGAAAUGCCAUGGCGGAAAUAAUGGAGAUGCUAGAAACUCCAGAGGGUUCCGCCAACGUGUCACAAUUAUUUCGUGCUUGUGAGGUUGUUAAUGGUUCAGUCGAAUCAGAUAGAUCUUAUUUUCUUAGCUCUGUUCCAUUCAACCUUGGAACAGUAGUUCAGUAUGCGCAACCGGGAGAUUUGGUGGCAGUGUGCAGAUUCCUCGAGAAUCAAACAGGUUCUGAUAUGGAAAAAUUAGCAAAGUAUGCAGCACCAACCUCAGGAUGUUUAGAUUCUUACGAUGACACUGUAAGAUCUCUUUCUACGACACAAAUGGGAACAAACGACGAUUUGCGUCAAUGGAUGUAUCAAAUGUGUGCUGAGUUUGGUUGGUUUCAAACGCGCGCUUUUGGGGACACAUUCACUAUAGAUUUGUAUUAUCAACUGUGCAGAGACCUUUUUGGGGCAGAAUUUGGUUCUUACACAGUCAAUAGUGGAGUUGAACAGACAAAUUUGUUUUAUGGUGGUAUAAAGCCGAAAGUAACACGACUUAUUACAUACCAUGGUUGGGUGGAUCCAUUUUCGAGGGUGGGAUUACUGAAUGAUUUAAAUGAGAACGCAAUUACAAUUAUUGUUAACGGUACUUCGCAUUCUGCCGAUUUGUACUCGAUUAGGGAUUCAGAUUCCGAAGAGAUGAAACAGGCUAAAACCAGGAUUAUGAACACAAUAACUGCCUGGAUAAUCGAAAAAGAAGAAAUCAUUGAAUUUACAACAGAAAAAAUCCAAUAACUUAUUGAUAUUAUUCUUUAUUAUUUUUUUGCUAUACAAUUUAUUUCUCUCAAGAUGUAUAUAAUGUAUACAUAUGUAUAGUGCACCAUAUUUUUUUUUAUUUACGAAUCAAAUUGUUACUAUUUACAUGAAUAAAGCUCAUUAUUAUCA